Molecule: messenger RNA, 593 nt
Organism: Bradysia coprophila
Lineage: Eukaryota; Metazoa; Arthropoda; Insecta; Diptera; Sciaridae
Source: RefSeq, a predicted model, not a curated record
GGCACAUCAUAUAAAAAGAUCCGCUGGAAGAUGCGUCCGAAGGUAAUACAAUUUUGGAUAAUUUUAAAACGUCAGGAACUGUAUAGUAUCUCGCCUAUCGGAAUCAUAUGUGAAGUAUUGGAUCCAAAAAUUGUCGCUAAAUAUACUUGUCGGUCGAAAAAUGUGAAUCGUACAACGAAUAUUGGAUUUAAGGAAGUGAUAUAUCAGCCCGGUGUUGUACUAACUAAUGUUCACAUAAAAGUACAGAUGUACAAAAAAUUUGCAACGACCUAUCGACCAUUUUUGAUAACACUUGAUCAAGACUGGUGUAACAUACUAAGUGACGAAAAUUCACCAAUACACAAAGUGCUGAACAUAAACGACCAUCGAAAAUAUGGAAAUUUAUACGAUCCUUGUCCGAUGACGGGAAGGCGAUACGAAGAUCGACCUAUGGAAUAUGAUAAAUUACCGGACAUACUUCCGGAUGGGGAAUAUAGACUCGCCGUUACGACCUACGUUAUUGACGAGGGGAUAAGAAAAGACUUUCUUCGUACUGUUGCACUGGGGGUCAUUAAACCGAAAACCGCUGAGCAAUGGAGAAAGUGAAAAAAAUC